AUGCGCACCCCACCCCGGGUGGGUGCCAACGCCCCGGCCGGGCACCCCCUCACCCCGGGCAGCCCUCGGGGAGCGCGGGACGCCUUUCUUCCUCCUGGGACGAAUGCCUCCGGAAGGCCGGGCUCCAACAGAGGCGAGAAAUCAAGUCUAAAGCGCGGGAAGCAGCGAGGACCCGGCCGCGGCCGGGAUCCCCGCCUCCGCCCGGCGCCGCCGCGCGCGACCCCGCCGCCUUUGUCUCCGGUGCGGUUCGGGACGGCCUCAGGCGCGCGCGCGGAGCGAGGCGGACACGGUGGGCGCCGGGCGACCCUGGUGUUCCCCGCGAGCCCCGAGCAGAGGCCGGCGCCACCCUCCGGGACUCCCCGCGCCGCCCUCGGUCCAGCCACCCGGUCCGCACGCGCGCAGCCGACGCUCACGCCGUACGGGGGUGGGGCGGCCGCUGGUCCCGGCCGGCGGGCGGGAUCGCCUGGGACGCGGGCAGCCGCGGCCGACGCCGGGGCCGCGCGGGCUCGGUGGCCAAGUGGCGGGAGCAGAGCACGCUCUGGGACCCGGCCGCGGAGCGCCCGGCCCGAACCUCUCCGAGCCCAGGCCGCUUCCCCUGCCUGCGGGUCCGAGCGACCUCACCGCCUGCACCGCUGGGUGGAGAUCGCAGCCCGAGUGCCGACCGGUCCAGAGCGCGCGUGCCGGCGGGCGAGAGCUGGAGAUGCCCACGGGGCUGUGGCCGGGCCUGCGCGCGGCCGGCCGGGGGCGGGAGGAGAGGCUGGGGCGCGUGGCUGCGGAGCCGGGAGCGCCUGCGAAAGCUCGGGGUCCGGUCCUGCUCAGGCCGCUGGAAUCCGUCUGGGCAGGGGAGACGCUGGCCGCUGUAGGUCAGCGCGUCUCAGGCAGCACGAACCGGGCUGUGCGCUAAGUGGAAUCUGCGGCCUUUGUCCUUCUCUAGGGGAUUUUUCUCCGGGAAGCCAGACUGGAGUCCUGAGAGCUUGGAGCGAUCUUCUAGUUUACCGUCCUCGAACGCCUACACCUACCUGCCUCAGGACAGGAAUCAAACGGCAAGAUGACCUUUUUCAAAGGCUCAGUAAUGUCCCAUGGCAUUGACAUACCACAGGCCAUCUUUGUUGGACUCUUGCAUUGUUUCUGUAUUUAGACUAUUGUGAGUAAUGCUAUACAGUUCUUUUAGGAGCAAAGACUUUUUUCCAAUUUUUCUAAAUGUGAUAAGAACUUGAUGAGGAAAGUAUUUAAAUUUGUGCCACUUUAACUUAUAAUAGGGAAAAUAUACCAUAAUGUAAUAUAUGGGGAAAAACAUUUUAGAAACCUGUGAUUUUCCAAAAGCAGAGAAAUGAAAAUUCAAUAAAAUCUUUUACAUGGUA
Messenger RNA from Cavia porcellus (domestic guinea pig), 1361 nucleotides. RefSeq names its product collagen, type I, alpha 1a-like. The coding region runs from base 1 to 1089 and encodes 362 amino acids. The record is from RefSeq and is a predicted model, not a curated record. The transcript is spliced from 3 exons. NCBI's taxonomy places the organism in Eukaryota, Metazoa, Chordata, Mammalia, Rodentia, Caviidae.